This is a messenger RNA of Achroia grisella, 1231 nucleotides long. Its product is annotated as U3 small nucleolar ribonucleoprotein protein IMP3. The transcript has 4 exons. Gene Ontology annotation, molecular function: structural constituent of ribosome; snoRNA binding; rRNA binding. Lineage: Eukaryota; Metazoa; Arthropoda; Insecta; Lepidoptera; Pyralidae. The record is from RefSeq and is a predicted model, not a curated record. Gene Ontology annotation, cellular component: small ribosomal subunit; small-subunit processome; Mpp10 complex. Gene Ontology annotation, biological process: rRNA processing. Bases 119 to 667 code for a protein of 182 amino acids.
UGAUCGCAGUCUGUCGAAGUUUUUAAGUUAUUUAAUUUCUUGGUUAUUUUUGUUUAUUUCUUAUUAAAAUAAUAAUAUUAAUGUUAUAUACCAUUUAGAACUUUGAAAAUAUUAUACAAUGGUACGCAAGUUCAAAUUUCACGAGCAAAAAUUGCUCAAAAAAGUUGAUUUUAUAUCAUGGAAGCUCGACAACAAUAUACACGAGGUUAAGAUUAUGAAAAAAUAUUAUAUUCAGAAGCGAGAAGAUUAUACAAAGUAUAAAAAAAUGGCUAGAGAAAUUCGUGAUUUAGCGAAUAAAAUCAAAGAUUUGGAUGCGAAUAACGAGUUUAGGACAGAUUCAAGUGCUCAAUUAUUAGAGAAGCUGUAUCAAAUUGGCCUCAUACCCACGAGGUGGGAUUUGUCACUGGCCAGCACAGUGUCAGCGAGUGCAUUUUGUAGAAGACGGCUCCCUGUUGUUAUGAUUAGAAAUAAAAUGUCAGAGAAUUUGAAAGAGGCCACAAAAUUUAUAGAGCAGGGCCAUGUGAGAAUUGGUCCGGAGGUGGUGAAAGAUCCAGCCUUCCUCGUCACACGGUCACUUGAGGACUUUGUCACAUGGGUAGACAGUUCUGCUAUCAAGCGACAUGUCAUGGAGUAUAAUGAAAUGAGGGAUGACUAUGAUAUGGUGUAAGUUCAGUACGAGACUCUACAAUGGAUCCAGUCUGAUAUUAUGUUCGCGUUUAUGUAUAUAUUAAUUGUAAUUAGAAAUAAGGAGCAAAAGAUUGAGAAGAAUGUGUAUAAAUUAAAAAUAUACGUAAAAAAAUAUAAAAGUUUUAUUCUUUGAUAAUUUCACAAUAUAUAAUCAUUUAUUUACAUAGUGUUUUAUAUUUUAUAUAACAGUGGCAACCUCGGUGGUCUAGUGGUUUAGCAUUUCACUUUACUAUCCGAUGGUCUUGGGUUUGAUUCCUCGCAUGGUACAAACAUUUGUAUUGAUGAGUAUGAUUGUUUGUGUGUGGGUGUUUUGUAUGUAUUAUAUGUAUUUAUUAAAAAAAAAUGCAUUCAUGUAUUUAUAUCAGUUUUCUAGUACCCAUAACAUAAGUUCUGUUUAGCUUGGAACUAGAUGGCGUUGUGUGAAUUGUCCUGAGUAUAUAUAUAUGUCCUGAGUAUUAUAAUUUGUUCAGAUUGGACAAGUUUCCCGUCACAAAUACGGCAUUUAUCUUUCACCCUUGCUUUGUAGGUUGGUUUUGGCCAUCAA